AUGGCUGACACACAACUAAACAAAACCACAUUUGCUACUCGAGUGAAGCGAAUUUAUGACUCCUGGGCUAAUGCUCAGCAAGAUGAAGAUUAUGAAUCGAUAGCGGACGUAGACGCCUUAUUCUUGAUAGCAGGAGAUCCUACAUCCGAUGAAGAACCUAUGCGUAAAGGGUCCUGCUUCCAGCAAUGGCUUCUUGGUUAUGAAUUCCCUUCGACCCUCUUUCUAUUUCAAAAGAACAAGAUUCAAAUUCUAUGCUCAGCUUCAAAAGCCAAAAUUCUUUCUCAAAUUGAAAACGUGAUAAAAUCGGUCAAUAUCGAAAUAUUAGCUCGUCCCAAAGGAAAAGAUUCCACAAAUGAUGCCCUUCCUAAGUUUCUGGCCGCGUAUGCCUCAUGCAAACGUGUCGGUUCACUCAUUAAAGAGUCACCGACAGGAAAAUUAGUAUCAGAAUGGCAAGGUUUAGUUAAUGAGUCACCAUCCAAACCGGAACUUGUGGACAUGGCACCAGCUAUUUCGGCUUUUUUGGCCGUAAAGGAUGAAGAGGAACUGAAAUGGACUCAAACUGCAGCAAACCUCACAUCUACUCUUCUCAAAUAUCAUGUGGCUCCCAAGUUAGAGUCAAUUCUAGACAAAGAAUCUAAGAUCACUCAUGAUUUGCUUGCUGCUCAAAUUGAGGCAAGGCUUGGUUCUGGGGAGGGGAGCGCGGCAAAAGGCCCUGACAUGAAAGUCUGGGCAAAAGGUAAAGGCCUCGAGAAUGUUGACUGGCCAUCUGUCGAGUUUUGCUACCCACCAAUCAUCAUCUCGAAGUCGUCAAAAUCAGGAUACGAUCUAAGAUAUACCGUGGAAUCUUCCGACGACAACAUUGCUCACAAAGGCGUAUUCUUAGUCAACUUCGGUAUGCGUUACAGGUCAUAUAGCACUAACGUUGGCCGAACCUUCAUCGUGGACCCCAAUCCAGACCAAGAGGCUCAGUAUAAUCUAUUGCUAUCUCUUCAAUCGGAGCUUCUGUCGUUCAUGAAGGACGGCGUUUCGACGCGUGACGCAUACCAACACGCAUUGACGUACAUCAAGAGCCAUAUGCCUGAUCUAGAGAAGUUCUUUGUCAAAAAUAUUGGGUUCGCUACUGGAAUAGAGUUCCGUGAUGCUAGUUACAUUCUUUCCCCAAAGAAUAAUCGCCGGCUGAGAAAAAAUAUGGUGAUCAACUUGAGCCUCGGAUUCUCUGGGCUCACUGACAGUUCCGGCCAAAAGUAUGCCUUAAACCUUGUUGACACCAUUAAGGUCGAAGCUGGAAGGUCGUCUCUUAUGACAGACGGUAAUAAGACGCCGAAAGAUACACUUUUCUUUUUAACUCCAGAUAGUGACGAAGAAAAGCAACAAAAGACAUCUAAGAAGGCGCCAGCUGUCCCAUUAAAAAAUGGUACACCCAUGAAACAGAAGACUGUAGGGGGAAAGGUCCUUCGCAAUCAGACGCGCCGGGCGGUUCAAGAUGAGGUUCAUCAGACUGCGCUGGCUAAGUUGAUUGAACAUCAGCGAGAAUUACACGAGAAUCUUCAAAGUCAAGGGCUCGCUAAAUUCUCCGAAGACGGCGGAGGAUCAAGUGGGAAGGAGGGGAAGGGCUGGAAAAAGUUCCAAAGUUAUAAAGGCGAAGGAGCUUUGCCAAGCGAAGUUGACAGACUACGGAUCGUGGUCGACCGUAAAGCACAGACAGUUAUUUUGCCAAUCCACGGAUUUGCCGUUCCCUUCCAUAUCAAUACCAUCAAGAAUGCUAGCAAAAGCGACGAAGGAGAUUUUACAUACCUUCGCAUCAACUUCCAGACACCAGGCCAAUUAGCCGGGAAGAAGGAAGAUACUCCAUUUGAAGAUCCGGAGGCUACUUUUAUUCGCUCUGUAUCUUACCGUUCUCCUGAUGGACAUCGUCUCGACAAUACAGUAAAGCAAAUAAACGACCUCAAAAAAGAGGCAAACAAACGAGAACAGCAAAAGAAGGAGAUGGCUGAUGUUGUUGAACAGGGUAGCCUGGUGGAAAUUAAAGGAAGACGACCCAUCAAAAUGCCUGAGGCAUUUAUUCGUCCUGCUUUGGAUGGAAAACGACUGCCCGGAGAAGUGGAAAUUCACCAAAAUGGUAUUCGAUACCAGUCCAUGGGCUCGCAGAAAGUCGAUGUUUUGUUCAGCAAUAUCAAACACCUCUUUUUUCAGCCAUGCGAUCACGAACUAUUGGUGAUCGUCCACCUUCAUCUCAAGGCUCCUAUAAUGAUCGGCAAGAAAAAAACCUUUGAUGUGCAAUUCUUCCGUGAAGCCACGGAUGUACAAUUUGACGAAACUGGCAACCGCAAGCGUAAACACCGCUACGGAGAUGAGGACGAAAUUGAGAUGGAGCAGCAGGAAAGAAAACGCAGGGCCCUCCUCAAUAAGGAGAUUAAAGCCUUUGCUGAGAAAAUUGCUGAAGCUGCAUCGACUUCAAACGGCGACACUCUGGAACUGGAUGUUCCUUUCAGAGAGCUGUCGUUCGAGGGUGUACCAUUCCGUACUAGUGCUCGAUUGCAGCCUACUACGGAAUGUCUUGUUCAUCUCACAGACCCCCCUUUCUUGGUUGUCACACUCUCGGAAAUUGAGAUAGCCUCCCUCGAGCGUGUCCAAUACGGGCUAAAGCAAUUUGAUCUGGUGUUCAUUUUCAAAGAUUUCACCAAAGCCCCGUUACACAUUAAUUCAAUCCAAAGCUCCCAAAUGGACGAUGUCAAGAAUUGGUUGGAUUCCGUCGAUAUUCCCAUGAGUGAAGGACCCGUCAAUUUGAAUUGGGGCCCUAUCAUGAAGCAUAUCAAUGAAAGCCCUUUCGAAUUUUUCCAACAGGGUGGCUGGUCCUUCCUCGGUGGUGCUGGAGGAGUCGAGAGUGAAAAUUCGGAAGGCUCCGAUACCGAAUCCGAUUUCGAAGCUGAUUCUGAAGAGUUGGCGGCAAGCUCGAGCAGUGAUGAUGAAAGCGAUUAUGGAGAUUCGGACGCUAGUGGAUCCGAUGAAAGUGGAUCUGACUUUGGUGGAGGAGAUGAUAGUGAUGAAGGUGAGGACUGGGACGAACUCGAAAGAAAGGCUGCCAAAUCCGACCAAAAGAAAGCAGAGGGGAAAAGAGCAGCUGGAUCUGAUGAUUCAGAGGAUGAACGUCCCAAGAAGUCUAACGGAAAGGCUAAUGGGAAGAAUAAAGCCAAGCGCUGA
Molecule: messenger RNA, 3201 nt
Organism: Psilocybe cubensis
Lineage: Eukaryota; Fungi; Basidiomycota; Agaricomycetes; Agaricales; Agrocybaceae
Exons: 18
Coding region: 1-3201 (1066 amino acids)
Biological process (GO): positive regulation of transcription elongation by RNA polymerase II; transcription elongation by RNA polymerase II
Cellular component (GO): FACT complex
Molecular function (GO): nucleosome binding
Source: RefSeq, a predicted model, not a curated record